CUCUACAGGGCUUCAGGUGCCUUCUUCCCCUCUCUCCACUUGGCCAGUGUGCAUUGUUUCCCACCGAAGGAAACAAAUCAGUAGCAGAAGAAGGGACUCUCCAUCGACGCAGUACCAUGCACAAAAUAAAAAAAGGAAUCAAGAAGAAGAUCAAAGGAAAAAAAGGCAAGGAUGAUGAAUUAUUUACUCCAGAAGAAUUAGAGAGAUACAAAAAGGAGAAGGAAGAACAAGCAAGACGUGAGGCAGAAAAACAACUCGAACAGGAAGGUGGACAGGAGACGUGUGAAGAGCAGCAGGAGGACAAAACAGACGCUUCUGAAGAAGGCGGUGCAGCAUCGUCGUCUGAAGCCCCUGCUGCGCCCUCAUCGGCGGGGGAAGGAGACUGGAGGAAUUUCCUUGCUGCGACUGACACAGUUCUUAAGAAGACCACAGACAACCUUGUUCACAUCAAGGAAGGAAGUACCGUUGUUCAUAAGGAUAAGCCAACCACACCAGUUCCCUCUGAAGCUCCUGCAGCCGCUCCAGCAGCCACUGCCGCUGCCGCCUCAACAGCUUCAAGUAAAAAGUGGGUGGACCUAGAGAAAGGUGGGAUCGAUGAUGAGCAACCGGUAGACGCAGAGGAACCACAGCCUGAACCCGAGCCUGAGCCUGAGCCCGAACCUGCUCCACUACACUUCAUAGAGGACUUCCCUGAAGUAGAUGUAGACGAUUUCACAGAAGUCUUCGACACUACAUACGUAGACAAUGUUGAGAGUGGAGAAGUAAAGCUUCACUACAUCCCUGACAGCCCCACCGAAACCGAUCCCAACGAACCUGACCCAUUUGAUACCUCAGUGGUUGACAAGGUCCUUCACGUUGAAGAAGAAAAACCCAAAGUACGAGAGGACAAGAAAACAGAGAAAAAGAAAAAGAAACAAUUAGUAAGUCUUGGCUGUGCGGUCGAAGUUCUAACCGGACACGCCCCCGUUGACAAGCCCACAGUCACACCGCCAGCCAGCUCCAAGCGCCGUCGAGUUGUACCUAAGGAAAAGAAUUUACUGUGUGACUUUGGUGAAGACAGUGAUCAGAGUGGAGUGACUGGAGGGGAGUCUGGUGAUCAAAAUAACGAGAAGACUGAGGAAACUGAAGAGUCUAAAGAAACCAAUAUACUUGAUGAGAUCUUGUGCGUAGGUGAUCUAGCAGUAGACCUUCCUGAACCAGGUACUAUCAUCUGUCCUUCACCUCGGGCACUUUCGCCAGCACCAAACACAGAAGAAGACAAGGGAACUUCCUCCGUAAUUUUCAAUAAUGGCUGUGAAAGUAAGGAAGUUGAUCUGAGCGAAUUUCUUGAUUCUUCAGGGGAAGAACAAGAGAACAACAAGGACAGUGGAAAAGACCUUGAUCUGAAAGAUCUUGUGGCAGAAUUUGAUAUUAUCGACAAAUCUGAAGUAGUUAAUGAAACUUUGGUGCCCGCUGAGCCGGACCCUAUCGAAGACGAAUUCGACGCUGAGUUUGCUUUCUUGGCAGCAGAGUCUGUGGCCAAAGCAAAAGAGAAGGAACUCGAAGAACUAGAGGACGACCCAUUCGAUACCUCUGUCGCAGCUCAGGUGCUCGGGGAGGACGAAACAGAUCUUACACAGACUGACGGAGAGGGGAAGCCAAGCAAGGUUCCGCCUCGGCGACCCACUCCCCCGAAAGGUACAGCUGAGUCUGGUGAAGAAUUUGAUCCUUUUGACACUUCUAUUGUUGAAAAAAAUCUUCCAGUAGACCCAUUUUCUCUAGCAGACGCAGAGGUUGAGCUUCCAGAGACUUUGCUACCGCAGCAAGGAACUGAACUGAAAAAGUCCGACAGUUUUGAUCCUUUUGAUACUUCCAUCGCUGAAAGCUUCGGUAAAACUGAACUGAAGGUUUUAGAAACAGAAUUUCUUUCUACCUCUGAUGCUCAGCCUGGUUCGGGCUUAAAAAAGAGUGAUUCUGACUUUGAUUUCGACCCGAGAGCUGAAGAAGCUGUUACGAGUGCCACAACUGAGUGCUUAUUGACAGGUGCUGACGACGACAACGACCCUAAGGCUCCCGUCCUCGCCCCGACUCAGGAUACACAGGUCGAGGACUUUGACCCAUUCGAUACAUCCAUCGCUGCCAAGGUUGAAAUAAAGACUUUAGAGGAAGAACUUCUCAAUCAGCCGGAUCAAAUCCAACAAAUUGGAGAAAAAGCUGCAGAAACUAAAAAGCCACCGCCGCCUCGUCCCUCAGCUGCUCAGGCUCAUCUGCUAGCAACCACCCCGACUGACGCCAACCCAACUCUCCAGCCGUCUGUAGCGGGAGGAAUAACCCCAGAAUCAGACGAUUUUGAUCCUUUUGACACAUCUAUUGCAGAUAAAUUUGGGCGAACAGAGCUCAAGUCGAUUGAAGGCGAGUUGUUAACUGAUCAGUUAGAAACAAACCAAACCACAGAGGUCAGUGUUAAACCCAAGGCAAAGGAGCUUCAGCUGCCGAUCAAACCACUGCGCCCACCCUCUCCAAAGUGUCUCUUGACUACCACACCCUUAGACGAACAGCCCGUUGUUCCACUUCAGCCUCAAGUUGGGACAGCUACUGACUUUCAGGAAAACCUUCCUGACGACUUCGACCCCUUUGAUACUUCCAUCGCUGAUCAGUUUGGAAAAACAGAAUUAAAGGUUCUCGAGAGCCAACUCCUCGUAUCUCAGCAACAGACAAACGACCAGGACUUCGACCCACGUGACAGUAAAAAGCCACCUCCUCGUCCUGGUCUUCCUUCGCAUCCAUCCUCUCGUGCGCCUUCAAGACCACCCUCUCGACCACCGUCUCGUCCACCCUCUCGGCCCCCGUCACCAGCCCCUGCCAAGUGUUUGCUGACUGCCUCACCAGCUAGAACGCCUGUAAGCGGCGAGGUCCUAUUGCCAUUCAAUCCCUUACCCACAGAUACAAACGAAGAACUUGAUCCUUUUGAUACAUCCAUCGCUGAAAAGUUUGGGAAAACAGAGCUUCGUCAUCUGGAAACCGAGCUGCUGACUCCGGGGGAUUUUGAAGACUUUGAUCCCCGUAGAGAAGACUCUCCUCGACCUCCAGCCUCCCCAAAACCACCUCGGCCUGGGAGGCCAACCCAGCCAGACCCGUGUCUCUUGGCCACCACACCAACCGACGGAAACUCUUCUUUACAACCCUGCCUAAACCCAGUAGCUCAGCCCCUUGAGGGAACUGUGCCUGAGGACAUCGAUCCCUUUGACACUUCUAUUGCAAACAAACUUUGCAAAACUGAGAUAAAAGACCUUGAAGAGUCACUCUUUACAAGAAAUUCUCAAAGAGUUGGCGAAGAAAAGGCCGUAUCUCCAGCAGCACCUGAGUGUGCUUCGGUAGAUCGCUUCUUCUCUUCAUCACCCACUCCGGAUCUCGGCCCAACCCUCUUGCCUGUCUCGGGCAAGCCAAUAAAAACAUCAGAAGAAUUUGAUCCAUUUGACACAUCAAUUGCAGAAAAAUUCGGUAAAACUGAGCUGAAGACACUCGAGAGUGAGUUUCUUUCAGAUUCUGGAACAAAGAGGAAUUUGAGUGACGACGAGUUUGACCCUCGGGAGGAGGAAAACAAAACACCCAAGAGGCCCCAACCACCACGGCCACAGUCGCCUGCUCCAGUUAAUCUCUUGGACUCUGCGGACGAUCUCGACAUCCCUCAUCCUCCUAUUCAGGCAAUUCAACCCCAACCAGCAACACAGAACGCUGACGAUUACGAUCCAUUUGACACUUCCAUAGCUGCGGACAUCGGCCCAGGUAAAGCUGAACUUAAAUACCUUGAAAGUGAACUUUUGAGUUCUGCUCAGGACCCAUUUGAUACUUCUAACGUCGCUUAA
Eriocheir sinensis (Chinese mitten crab) is the source of this 3845-nucleotide messenger RNA. Its product is annotated as protein stoned-A-like. NCBI's taxonomy places the organism in Eukaryota, Metazoa, Arthropoda, Malacostraca, Decapoda, Varunidae. The transcript is spliced from 2 exons. The coding region runs from base 117 to 3845 and encodes 1242 amino acids. The record is from RefSeq and is a predicted model, not a curated record.